Messenger RNA from Blepharisma stoltei, 646 nucleotides. Lineage: Eukaryota; Ciliophora; Heterotrichea; Heterotrichida; Blepharismidae. The record is from the annotation of a GenBank genome assembly.
AUGUCGAGCACAAGCUAUAUCAUUUCUAAGCAUAUAAUAGAUCCGAUUCCGAGUACCCCUUGUAGUGCUUUAUCAAAUAGUUAUUUGCAGGAGACUGAGUAUAAUUCAGAUAUUGAUAAUUCGAUCAGGAAUGAAAUAGAGGAUAAAUUUUCGAAAUCAAAAAUAAACCAAACUUAUGUCUUCCCAAGACUAAAGCCACCAAUUACAUUGCAGGGAAAAUUUACAAGGGCGACUUCUAAGCACCAUUCAUUAAUAUAGCUAAUUACAUUAAAUAUGCUUAAAAUGAGGCAAAAAAUAGCUAUAUAAUUCAUAAGCUUAAGAAUUUAUGAAGCACGGUAUAUCGGAAACUGAAAAAAAUAAUUCAAGGCUUGAACUUUCUUCGAAAAAGAAAUUGCUUAUAUACAAGACGUACAGUGAUCAAAAUAAAAGCCACUUAAGAAUGAAAUCUUUAAGCUUAAUAAAAGCUGAUUUAAUAUCAAAUCCUAGGCACAAGAGGGUUGAAAGCGAUAUAACUUCUUAUCCAAGCAAAUUUUUAAAAUCACCUUAUCUACGAUCGCCUAGAAAACUCCCGAAGUUAAAGUCCUUAAUAAAGAAAAAUUUAACUCAUAUGAGAAUCAAAGGAAAUUUGCCAACGAAAGAAGCUUAA